AUGGCUUCUCAGAUUCUCAGGACGGAUGCUACCCUCCCAAUCUUCUUCUUCAAAGUUAUUCUUAAAACAAAUCUCGAAAGGCUUAAAAUUCCCAACAAAUUCACCCGCAAAUAUGGAGAUGGCUUGCCAAAUCCUUUGCUUAUGAAGCUUUCAAAUGGAACCGAAUGGGAAGUGAAGUGGGCAAAACACAACCGUGAGGUUUGGCUGGAAAAGGGCUGGAAAGAAUUUGUGCAACAUUACUCCCUGGACCAUGGACAUUUAGUUUGCUUUAAAUAUGAAGGAACAUCUCAGAUUCAUGUAAUCAUAUUAGACCAAAGUGCAGUAGAAAUAGACUAUUUCUGUGGCACAGAUGAUGAAAAUGACAACCUUGUUCAAACUGAAGACACUGCUGAUGAAAACGACAACCUUGUUCAAACUGAGGACAAACCCAACAUGAUUUUGGACGAAGAAACACAACAGAAAGCUGAACAAAUAGGGGGUGAGAACUAUGCUCAAAGAACUUCAUCUUUGAACUGGCCAACUCAAACCAGAGCACGACAAAUAGCUUCCAAUUUCGUCUCAUGCAAUCCCUUCUUCACCAUCUUCAUAAAACCUUGUCAUGAGAGACAAUAUCGUCUGUGCGUUCCAGAUUUGAAAGACAUUAUUGGGAGCAAGAAGUGUGCGGUGCUACAACUUGGGGAAAGAUCUUGGAAAGUAAAGUUGUUACACAGUACCAAACGUUUUCGACAAUACAGGUUCGGUGCUGGCUAUUACAUAUUUUCGAGUGAGAGUGAAUUGCAAUCUGGAGAUGUUUGUGUAUUUGAACUGAUUAGCACAAAGGAUUGUGUUUUUAAAGUUCAUGUUUUCAAACGCGAUCACUGA
Messenger RNA from Vigna umbellata (rice bean), 861 nucleotides. The record is from RefSeq and is a predicted model, not a curated record. NCBI's taxonomy places the organism in Eukaryota, Viridiplantae, Streptophyta, Magnoliopsida, Fabales, Fabaceae.